Molecule: messenger RNA, 5277 nt
Organism: Hydatigera taeniaeformis
Lineage: Eukaryota; Metazoa; Platyhelminthes; Cestoda; Cyclophyllidea; Taeniidae
Source: the annotation of a GenBank genome assembly
AUGCCAAUCGUUGACAAGCUUCAUUCUACGUGCCUCGGAACGGUGGCCAUAGCUCUCUUUUUUUCCUUGAUCGCUCCUGCCCUCGCGCAAAUUCCAUGGCAAACAGAUCCAGCACGUUGCCAAACAUUGUGCACCCCAGACCAAUGCCGAUGCGUUGGAAUUCAGGGUCCCAGAGGUCCACCAGGCGAAGUAGGACCAAUGGGAGCUUGGGGACCUCCAGGCGACGUAGGUUUACCCGGACUGCCAGGCGAACAAGGUGAUCGUGGCUAUCCUGGGGCUCCCGGUCUUCAAGGUCAAAAGGGAGAACCGGGUGUUCAAGGUCCUCCUGGCUAUGCAGGGGUCCACGGUUCCCAGGGUCAUCCGGGGGUAAGGGGGAUCAAAGGUGAAAGAGGAGCCACUGGAUGUGAAGGUCCUCGGGGUCCAGAUGGUAGUCCUGGAAUCUCUGGACCGCCAGGUAUUCAGGGACCUCCCGGCGAACGCGGUCCUCGUGGUCCUAAAGGCAACCCCGGAUUCAUGAACACUGGACCUCCUGGUCCACCGGGUCAGCCCGGCGAUGUUGGCGCCGUGGGACCGCCCGGUUAUAAGGGGGCUAUUGGACCACGCGGUCCACCUGGCAGGGAUGCACCGAUAAUCACAAUUGAAGGACAGAAGGGUGACCAAGGCCGUCGCGGCAUGCCUGGACGUGAUGGACGACCUUGUGAAAUCCUGGAACUCAGGUCUGGGCCGCGUGGCCGAAGCGGAUAUCAAGGGCCACGUGGGCCAAAGGGAGAUCGUGGAGAGAGGGGCACCGAGGGAGUUCCGGGACGAGACGGAUACUCUGGACUGGCCGGGGAAAAAGGCCUUCCCGGCCGUGAGGGUGAUCGGGGCCAGGUUGGUGAUAUUGGCGACCCGGGCAGAGUUGGUGAACCCGGCGAUCGUGGCUUUGACGGUGAUACGGGAAGAAUAGGUCCGGUUGGUGUUCCCGGUGAGCGCGGACCUCCUGGAGUUGAUGGUCUUCCUGGUUUUAGAGGUCCCAAGGGUCGUCCAGGAAGCCUUCGAGACUGUGUUGGUCCUCGAGGUCGAAAGGGCGAAAUUGGACCUCCUGGCACAAAAGGUUUCCGUGGCUACGGCGGUCGUCAAGGUCCCACUGGUUACAAAGGUCCCAAGGGUAGCCCUGGUCCUCGAGGUAGACCCGGUCUUCCUGGUCGUAUGUGUGAGACGGGUGAGAUGGGACUGGCUGGCGAGAAGGGUGACACCGGUGCGUGUUUGAACUACCAAAUAACUGGUCUCCAUGUUCUGUGUACCUACUCAAAUGGUAUGCCAGGAAUACGUGGAGAGGACGGCGACCCUGGUCUCAUGGGUCCUCAGGGUCCCCGAGGCCCGGACGGUCUGACUCCGAUGUAUGGACCUGUUGGAGAACCAGGAAUACCCGGUCCACCCGGUCGUGUAGGUCCCAAGGGCGAUCCUGGUCCUCGUGGCGAUCGCGGCGAUAAGGGAUAUCGCGGCACCCCUACUGUUGGUAUGCCCGGGCCACGUGGUCCUCCUGGCGAUAUAGGUGAAGCCGGACGCAGCGGCGCGCCCGGUUCAAUGGGCCCACCUGGUCCCAGAGCCCCACCUUGCGAUGCCUGCGCUGCAGGUGAGCCGGGUGGAAGGGGAGAGACGGGAGAGGACGGAGAAACUGGACAGCCCGGUCAGCCGGGUCAAAGGGGUCAGGAUGGUGAUCGGGGCAUCCCUGGCUCUCGCGGGCCACCUGGUCUACCUGGUCUUGACGGUUAUCGGGUCAGUUUUAAGUAUGAUUUGUUUGACUUCCAAUACUGCGAUCUUUCGUUGUGCCAUGAAGGUCAACAAGGAGUUGCAGGCAUUCCCGGUCCUAAGGGUGAGCCGGGUGAAACUGGCUUUGUGACAAUUACAAAUCGUGAGGUCAUCCCUGGUUCUCAAGGUGACUCUGGACGAGACGGCUUGCCAGGUGCCAUGGGUGAUCGUGGAGAAAUGGGACCUCCUGGUUUGCCUGGUCCCGCUGGUCCCAGAGGUCCUAAGGGCCAACCGGGCGUUGAUGGUAUGGCAGGCUAUCUUGGUUCUCCUGGAGACAAGGGAGAACCAGGUGAACCCGGAGAAGACGGUUAUGGUGUUAAGGGCGCCAAAGGCGAACCCGGUGAUAUGGGUAUCAGCGGCCCGCCCGGUCGUAGAGGUCCUCGUGGCAUCCAGGGCUUGGCUGGCCAACGUGGAUCACGUGGAGAUCGUGGACCCCGAGGGCCUCCUGGUUUGCCAGGAGAUGUAGGCAUACCUGGUCCGAGCGGACAAGACGGGCGAGAGGGUUCAUUUGGGCCAUCAGGCGUUCCUGGUCAACCUGGCCCGGUUGGUGACGCCGGGUACCCUGGACGUGGUGGAGAGAAGGGCGAACGUGGUGAACCGGGAGAUUCAGGCAUUAGAGUGAGUGGUCCUCCUGGCGAAAAGGGUAGGCCGGGCCUUUCAGGCCUCCCGGGUGAUCGUGGUCCUCCAGGCCGCACUGGGUCUAUGGGUCUUCGGGGUCGACCUGGUAAGCGCCUAUUUUCCUUGCCUUUGCAUUUCUCCUCCCUCUUCAAUCCUCUAGUACUUCCCAACUCUUAUUUUUCCUCAGGUCAUUCCGGAAGCAGUGGGAUACCAGGGACUUCUGGUCGAAUGGGUCCACCUGGAGAAAAGGGUCCUAAAGGCCUUCCAAGCACAAGAAUGUCUUCAGGCGCUCCUGGUCCUCCAGGGGUUCAGGGGCCACGCGUAGAACCCUGGCAUUUAAUCCGCUUUGUGCUUUUCCUAGGCCCUGUUGGGUCAAAAGGUCAACGCGGACCCCAAGGAAGAUGCUACGGACGAGGACCCAGUGGGGAUAUGGGUUCCCCUGGUGAUCGUGGAUACCCUGGAAUGCAAGGAUCUCGAGGUCCAGAAGGUGCAAUUGGACUUCCAGGGUUUCAGGGCCGAAGUGGGAGAGCAGGAGAAAAGGGCGAACGUGGUCCCAGAGGACCGACACCCGAACCCGGUAGACCUGGGCCUGCUGGUCCAUCUGGUCGACCUGGAUAUCCUGGACGUUCUGGCAGACCUGGCGAAGUUGGAAUACCCGGUUUUCCUGGACAAAAGGGUUCUAUAGGCCUGCCGGGUAUUUCAGGACCGAAAGGUCGACGCGGACGUCCAGGAAUCUCUCGCGGUGGACGUCCAGGUGCUACUGGACGUCCCGGUUUAGAGGGUCCAAAGGGUGAAAAAGGCAUUCGUGGAAUUGAUGGCAAGGAUGGCAAGCCUGGCGAGCCAGGUCGUCCUGGCGUUGGAAGCUCUGGACCUCCUGGACCAAAGGGUUACAGAGGACCUGUCGGGGAUCCUGGUUCUCCUGGCAUGGACCCCGUUCCUGGACCUGUGGGAGAUGUCGGCUAUGAGGGCAGAGUAGGACCUAAGGGAUCGCGUGGUCUUACUGGGCCUGUAGGCUUUACGGGACGUGAAGGUCUUCCUGGCAAAAAGGGCGAACGUGGUGAGCCUGGAGAUGAUGGACUACCGGGCCUCCCAGGUGACCAAGGUGAUGCAGGAUACCCGGGCCCUUCACCACGCUUUAUGAAGGGCCGCAAAGGGUAUGAGGGUCGUUCUGGCCUUAAGGGAUAUCCGGGACCUGCUGGUCCUUAUGGUGAAACUGGCCAAAGAGGUACUCUUGCCUCAGUGUCCAGAUUCAUUGCAAAUAAACCAUGUAAGCGAAGAACCGGAACGGCGGGUCCGAGUGGUCGGCCAGGUGCACGUGGGCCGGAUGGGUAUCCAGGACUACCGGGGGAUAAAGGCGCACCUGGCUAUCCUGGACGCCCAGGUGCGAAUGGAACAAUGGGCCCUCCAGGGGAUUCGGGUCUCCCAGGAUUUCAAGGGCAAGCCGGACGUCAAGGCCCUUCUGGUUUGAAAGGUGCUAAAGGUAGACCUGGUUUCUGUCCAGUUCCGCCUCCUGGGCCGAAAGGAGAACCUGGACCUCGUGGAAGACCGGGCCGUGACGGAUCUCAAGGAGAGAGAGGGGUGGAGGGUCUUCCUGGUCUGAAAGGUUCGCCAGGCCAGCCGCGAAUGGGUCCAGAGGGUCGUAAAGGUGAAAGAGGCUUUGAUGGCCAACCAGGAAACAUGGCAACAUGUCCUUCUCUCAAAGGCUCGCCUGGAGAUCAUGGUGACCGUGGCAUACCUGGAUAUCGUGCCAACCGCGGAGAACCCGGGGAUAUGGGUCCACCUGGCCUGCGUGGGGAAAGGGGACCUAUGGGACUGCCGGGUAAUAAUGGCCCUCCCGGAUAUCGUGGAGCUCCCGGUAAGGAUGGUGUAAAAGGUGAACCUGGACUACCUGGCAUUUCUGGGCGUCCAGGACCCGAUGGACCUAUAGGCGAUCAUGGCGAGCCUGGAAUUCGUGGCAUCGAUGGCCCAAUGGGUACUUCGGGCAGAAUGGGGCCUCCAGGCGAAAAGGGAUACAAGGGCUCCGCUGGUUACAUUUCUGGCCCUCGGGGUCCCUCAGGAGAACGCGGCCCUCCUGGCGACAUGGGUUACCAAGGCACCAAGGGUCAACGUGGUCCCCAAGGUUAUCGCGGUCCUGACGGUCCCAACGGUACUCUGGGUCUUGGCGAUGGCGGAUAUCUCUUUGCCGUUCAUUCUCAGAAAGAUACUCCACCCAGCUGUCCUGAGUUCACCCAUGAACUCUAUACGGGUUACAGUCUGGUGACAGUUCAGGGUGACGACGACUCAAUCACCAUGGAUCUGGGUAGUCCUGGAUCCUGUGCUCGCGUCUUUUCAAUCAUGCCAUUCGCUUCGUGCUUCAGCUCUCCUCCCUCUGGUGCAUGUCAAUUCAAUAUGCGGAAUGGGCGGUCUUUUUGGCUCUCAACACUGGAGCACUAUAUGACGGAACCUCUGCCUGUGGAAAGUAUUCAGCGAUAUAUCUCCCGUUGUGUGGUAUGUGAGUCGAGAACAAAUCUUGUCGCUUUCCACUCACAACGACCUUAUCUGGAGGAAAGCUGUCCACCUGGAUGGGAACACGCCUGGAACGGGUUUAGUAUGCCCAUGGUGGUCAGCGCAGCAGUGUCUGGUGGAGUGCAGCCACUUCACUCACCAGGCAGCUGCCUCAUGAAUUUCCGUGCUCUUCCCUUCAUUGAGUGCAAUAAUCAUCAUGGCAAUUGUUUUCACUGGCAAGACGGGCGUUCCUAUUGGCUACGUGCAAUGACUUUUAAUGAACAGUUCACAAAGCCUGUGGGAGCCACGUAUAAGACGGAUUUGCUGAGACAAGUCAGUAGGUGCUCUGUCUGUCGAAAGUCUAUGGAAGUGCUGGUGAAGUAG